AUGGCAGCCAGCACUGUCAAUCGCUCAAGCUUUGGUCCCACUGCCAUCAGAGCUGACAAGAUCAAGUUCGGCCGCUCGACACCGGAUUCCGAGGCUUUCGCAUCUUCAGAGGACGAGCCUGAUCUCUCUCACUCAGCUUCUUCAGUGACUGUGCGUCCGAAUGCCGCAGCAGGUAUUCGAAGAUCCUCAUUCCUUAGCGAGAUCAAGUCAGGAGAUCUGAGGAAGCCGUCCGUCACUGGCGCUAUCAUGCCUCCAAAUGGCUCACAGCCCUCAACGCCAUCUGCCGAACACAACCCAUGGACCUUCGGAUCAACUCUAGGUCGCGUUCCUUCAAACGGCUCAAAUGGAGGCGCAUGGGCUGCUCCAAACUCGAUCUGGGGAGCUGACCGACGAGAAAUGCCUCUUCGAUUGAAUGAUGGAACACCUGCUUCAUAUCUUCCUCAGCAAAGCCCGGGUGUCGUAGAUUCGACCGAGUCAUUCCCUUUCAACAUCCCACUGCAACCUAUUCUCAAAACUCACAGAUCUCAGUCCUACUCCGUUGGACAACUCGACACUGAGGUAGGUCCCCAGAGCCCUGGCGCAGUAGGCACACCUUCAAGGGCACGUGCCGGCGUUCCUGGCUCGCAGUACCGUCCUAUGCGUCCGAGCGGUCUUGGUGAAACGAUCUAUGCCGAAGGCAGGCCAUUGGGACAGCUGAGUGAAGUCGAAGAUGAUGAAGGGCCUGAUCAAGGGGUCCUUCUUGCCAAUCCUAGAGCACGCCAGGAUCCGAUCUCAGAUGUCAGCAACGCCUUGCUCCGCUUGGCGACCCACGAGAGCGCACGCGCAAAACACGGAUCUGCCUCACUCGCUGCUUCAGCUGCCGAAGACGUUCGUCGCUCCAUGUCUGACAACUAUGCACAAUCUGGCGCAGAGUCCGCCAUAGAAGACGACGACUCCGAACAGCUUUAUCCCGGACGAUCUCUCAAUCUCAGUCAAUCCAUGGCCCAAGACGGUACUCACCGUAGCAUGUGGUCCACUUCCCUUGGCUUCGGCAUGGACGACCUGACUCAAAGCAGAAGGCAUUCGCUGGCAGACAUUCCAACUCGCCGCGGGUCGCUCGUCGGUGGUUUAUCUGGUCCUGCUCAAGGGUACAACAGUGUUGGUUCAGCGUUGGGCAUGUUGCCUCUUGGACCAGAAAACGGCAACAAUGGUAGUGCUCGCUCGGACCACCGCCAAAUGUCUCACGAUCUCGAGACAAAUAUGACAGAAUCCGACAUGCAGCACAGAGCUUAUGCGCAGAACUACUUCUCAGGUGCAGCUACAGCCCACAGAAAUCGUGCCGAAUCGACAAGUCUCAUGAUGAACAACAGCCUACAGGGCCCUUACUCAUCAGCUGCGGCUACAGGUGGUGCUUUUGGCCGUCAAGGAUGGAGUGCUCCGCUCUACAUCGUCACCUUCAAGUGUUCGAGAUCCGGUAUCUUUUACAUUCAUGAGGGCACAGGUCUUGAUGUCAAGGAAGGUGAUCUGGUCAUUGUCGAAGCAGAUCGUGGUCAAGAUCUAGGAACCGUCACUCACGCCAAGAUCGACUGGCCCAGAGCAAAGGNNGAAGCCCUAGAGAAGACAGGGGAAGAUCACUACAAGUGGUUGAUGAUGUUCUCGCGCCACAACCUUGCCUUGACUGACUCAGAAACACGCGGCCUCAUGGCCUCGAAUGGAGCAGAUCAUGGCAGCAUGCACAGAGAUAGACCUUUAGAUGAAUACCCUCCUGGCAUGGGUGGACCCCCAGAACUGCCACAGGAGCCCACUAAGCCGAAGAUGAUCAAACGUCUCGCUCAACCACAUGAGAUUGCCAACCUUCGCGAGAAAGAAGGAAACGAAGCCAAGGCCAAGAGGAUCGCUCAGCAGAAGGCCAACGAGCAUAAUCUCAAGAUGGAGAUCCUGGACGCUGAAUUCCAACUUGACUGGAAGAAGCUCACCUUCUACUUCUACUCUACUGAGUACAUUAACUUCAAUCUCCUUGUCGGAGAUCUGUUCAAGAUCUACAAGACACGAAUUUGGUUGUCGGCCAUCAACCCUGCCGCUUUCCGCUCGCGUCCCAAUCAACCACCCAGCUCCAUCGGACCCCGCGCUAUCCAGCCCGGCGCUUCGCCUAGAACCAUGAACCCCACAGCGUCUUCCUUCUUCGUGCCUCGUGCCGGAGGGCGCCCGAGUUAUGCCGAGGACGUCACAGGUGCAACUCCUCAGGCGUAUCAUGAGACUCCAAUGAGCCAGGCUCAGAUGCAAGGUCAAACAGGAUCACGCAAUGGCUUCGGCAGGCCAGCAUACUUUGGUUCAAGUGGUUAUCCUGGUGCUUCCGAACAACCUUGGUACAUGCCAGUGGGAUCUUAUGGCCAGCAGCCGUCUGAAACAUUCUACGGCAGCACUCCUUCGCCUUCUCACGACCAGUCUUUCAGACCUGCUCCAGCAUUCGGCCAGAGUCUUCUGAGAAACGGAACUCGUCAAACACGUCCCGGCGACUUUGGUCAGCUGCGCUAG
Molecule: messenger RNA, 2514 nt
Organism: Aureobasidium musti
Lineage: Eukaryota; Fungi; Ascomycota; Dothideomycetes; Dothideales; Saccotheciaceae
Source: the annotation of a GenBank genome assembly